AUGCCACGUCUGUGGAAACGUGCAAGUGGUUCCUUCCUAUUCAGACAAGUGCCAACCAACUUCACACUUUGUCCACGCUUUGUUACAGCCGCUGGAUUUGAUGCCUCAGAACUCAAGAUUUUCGCUUCGAAUUUCUACCGCCUGCUUCCAGAUCCCUCCACGAGAUUCAAUAUCGUGCUUCGAGGAACCCUGCGUUUGAUUCAAUGCGAUAGGCAUCAUCUCCUUUUGACGCUAAGAGAUCGCGUUAUCAGACGACGAGUCUUUCACAAGGCUGGUGGUGAAAUAUAUUCCAGAUCCACAAAACUUGAAGGUCUUUCACCACAACUUCAAAUACAGCUAGCUUUCCAAACGGUUUUUAGACCAAGGAAACCAUCUCUCGUCUCCUCAGCUAGCCAAACCCUCAAGUCGACCACGAUGGUGCCGCACGUUGUUGAUACUCGACCCGCCUCACCAUCUCCUGCCUCGGAUGAGUCAGUCUUCAAAUUCCUCCUUGCCUCAGCCUCCUCCACCGAGAAAUCUCUCUCGAAGCAAGAGACCGAAAGAUACGAUCGACCCCCUAGCGACGUCCGGACCGAAGCCGAGAAGUUCCCAUCCUUCCUCAAAGCACCCCAGCCCGUCCCCAAAGCCAGGAGUAUGACCGAAGCCGAGAUGAAGUCCGAAAUCCUCGACGACUACCAAAUCGACAAGAUUGCCACCCAGCUCAAGACCGCCGAGCCCCCCCUCUCCCUCGAGCAGGCCCGUCAACGCCGAGAGUCCAUCAAGGAGGAGCGCAAGAGGUCCAUUGACUUCAUUCGCCGCCGCACCCUGUCUCGUGCUAGUGCUCUGGGUCGGCCGAACCUGGACGCUCUGGGACACCCGAACUUGGAGGGCUUGGCGGAGGGCAAGGUGUUCAGGCCACAGGGUGAGGAGACUCAACGGAAGUAG
Drepanopeziza brunnea f. sp. 'multigermtubi' MB_m1 is the source of this 924-nucleotide messenger RNA. RefSeq lists its product as uncharacterized. Lineage: Eukaryota; Fungi; Ascomycota; Leotiomycetes; Helotiales; Drepanopezizaceae. The record is from RefSeq and is a predicted model, not a curated record.